Molecule: messenger RNA, 1179 nt
Organism: Pisolithus orientalis
Lineage: Eukaryota; Fungi; Basidiomycota; Agaricomycetes; Boletales; Pisolithaceae
Exons: 5
Coding region: 1-1179 (392 amino acids)
Source: RefSeq, a predicted model, not a curated record
AUGCGUUCGACGCACUUCCUGAAGCCUAUCUUAUUCCUUUUCUCGUCCCUAUGGAUGGCAAAGGCAUUUUCUGUGUCAGUGGGAACAGCCUCUGAAUGUGCUCCAUUCACCGUUUCUUGGACGGGCGGACAGAGCCCUUUUCAGAUUGCUAUUUUCCCCGCUGAUGAUCCCCCGAGUUUCUAUACCGCAACAUCGUCACCUUAUACCAUUUCUCAACUUCUGCUGCCCCAAGGGACCCAGUUCGUGGUGACGAUGUCUGAUGCAACCGGGUUCGCAACUGGGGGUACAACUGACUUGAUAACGGUGGCGGGGCCCUCCAGCGGCUCCAGCUGCAACACUACUUUUCCGACCCUGAGUUACUACUUCAGUGAUACUUCGUUGCCUUUCCAACAAUGCGGACCCUUUGAAUUCAACGGAUACCAGGGAGCGAUACUGCCCGUUACUUUUCUGGCGAUCAUUCCUGGAGGGGAAUCAUCUAUCCUUGCGUCUGGUGUGACGACAACGACCUACACCUGGACGGCAGAUGUACAAGCCGGGACCUCGAUUAUAUUUUCGAUGUUGGAUGCUGAAAACAACACAGGCGGCUGUUCUCUGGUUCAAAUAGUAGGGGGCUCGAACGAUGCUUCUUGCCUGAGCUCCAACUCCCCUUCAUCCACUGCAAGCAUUCCGCAGGCGUCACAAUCGGGGUCUUCCUCUCCCAGCCAAACUAGUUCUGGCUCUUCAACAACCCUCUCGGUUGCCGCUAUCGCUGGAAUUGCAGUCGGAGGUGUAGUUGCACUUGCUGCGCUGGCGAUCCUCUUGUUAUGCUUUAUGCGAAGGAGGCGCAGGAAUGAUGUCACGUACUCCACUCCUAUGCCAUCUAAUUCGCCUCCUUUACACUCGGAGGUCACUCCAUACCCAAGCUCCUUCCUGCGGUCUGAUCAGACUAUAUCCGGGAUGACCCAUCUUGCUCCGCAGGACACCUCCAAUUUACCCCGUGCCUCGACAAGCUAUAAUGAUACCAGCGUAUCGUCAGCACCGCCAUCUCCUCCGGGGAAGGGUUCCACGAUCGUUAUGACUCCUUCCGGGUCUACGCGGUACAUUGUUCAUACGGAUAUAGAGGAUGCUUCGCACACCGCAUCGCAGGUCAUCGAACUUCCGCCUCAAUACUCCGAAAGGUCGGGACUCACAUGGCAAUAA